ACGCGGAGCCAGUAAGACGUGUUCUCUGCCCUCUUUCCUUGAGUCUGCGACACGUUUUAAGUGCUCUCCCCCAUUGACAACAACAGCAAAAAUCAGAAAAAACCAAAUAUAAAAAACAUCGUGACAAAAGUUGUUUGUGUUUUUAAAUCAGUUCUAAACACGAAAAGGCUUGAUGAAAAACGCAAAAGAAUCCGAAAAACUAACCAACUAAACAAACGAAACUAAACCUGACUUGAGUGUUGCUUGACAAAUCAAGGAAAAUCAAAUCAUAACAAAAAACUGCACGAAAAAUGCGAGAGUUUCUAAUAUUUAAAAUCUUGCACAAGAAAUACAAAAUCAAUUAAAGUGAACUCUAACCGAAAGUUAUAAAACAAAAAAGAAGCAAAACAAACCAGCGAAGAACAAUCAGAAGAAGAGCGAAGCGCAAACAAAGAGCAGGAAGGAAGGAAACGGAUAAGGACAAAAAGGAAGCGAGCACCACACACUCACACACACACCCACACAAUGGCCGUGCCCUUUUAUUUGCCCGAGGGCGGCGCCGAUGACGUAGCCUCGAGUUCAUCGGGAGCCUCGGGCAACUCCUCCCCCCACAACCUGCCACACCCCCACCCGCCCCUCUCUGCGCACUCCCCCAGCGCAUCCUCCACCUCCUCGGGAGUGUCCUCCGCCUCCUCCGCCUCCUCGGGCCUAUCCGCCUCCUCUUCCGCCUCCUCGACCUCGGAUGGAACCAGCAGCGCCGCCUCGCAAUCGCCGAACACCACCACCUCAUCGGCCACGCAGACGCCGAUGCAGUCGCCACUGCCCACCGACCAGGUGCUCUACGCCCUCUGCGAGUGGGUCAGGAUCUACCAGAGUCAGCAGAGCGCCCCGCAAAUCUUCCAGUAUCCGCCGCCGCCGAGCCCCUCUUGCAAUUACACGGGCGGCGAUGUGUUCUUUCCCCACGGCCACCCGAUUCCGAAUCCGAAUCCGACUUCGCACCCGCGCACACCCCGCACCAGCGUGAGCUUCUCCUCCGGCGAGGAGUACAACUUCUUCCGGCAGCAGCAGCAACAGCAGCCGCAGCAGCAACCACAUCCGCCGUAUCCGGCGCCAUCGACACCGCAGCCAAUGCCACCGCAGUCAGCGCCGCCGAUGCACUGCAGCCACAGCUACCCGCAGCAGUCGCCCCACCUGAUGUCGCACUACUUCGGGAUGGGCGGUCCCUACUACGCCGCCUACACGCCGCCACCCACACCGAACACGGCCAGUGCGGGCACCUCGACCUCCGCCUCCGCCUCCUCCUCCUCCACCUCCUCGACGGCGGCCUUCGGCUGGCACGGCCCCCUCCACAGCCCCCUCUCGUCGACGUCCACGCCCCUGUCGGCGCCACUGGCGCCCAAGAUGCGACUGCAGCGCAGCCAGUCGGAUGCGGCCAGACGCAAGCGAUUGACCUCGACGGGCGAGGAUGAGCGCGAGUACCAGAGCGAUCAUGAGACCAGUUGGGAUGAGUUUGACGAUCGCUACGACAACUUUACGGCCGGACGGGAGCGCCUGCAGGAGUUCAAUGGACGUAUUCCGCCCCGAAAGAAGAAGAACCCGAACGGCCCCUGCAGCAGCAAUAGUAAUCCAAUCAGCCAAAACGACAGCCAGCCCAAUAGCCCCUGCAAUGCGGAGAGUAAUGCCACCCAUAACAGCAUCAGUCAGCAGCGACAGGUGGAGCGGGAACGGCAAAAGGCGAGGGCCGAGAAGAAGAAACCACAGAGCUUCACUUGGCCCACUGUUGUGACCGUUUUCGUUUUGGCCAUGGGCUGUGGCUUCUUUGCGGCGCGAUGAAACCGCGGGAGGCGUGUAAACGAAUGAUCUAUAGUGAAAUCAUCUAGCGCUUAAGAUAUAUGCCGAUCUAUACAUAGACAUAGCGAAACCGUAAAUAAGUGCAACGAAUUUAUUGAACUGCAAGGCCGCAAGCAGAAAGUCAUUAAUUCGUAAACGGAUUGUUAUAUAUACAGUAUACAGUAUAUACAGCCAACAUACAUAUAUAAGAUUAAGAAGGUUGACGGGACACAAGAACAAUAUAUUCUAUUUGUCUAUGUAACUGCAUUUGUAAUUCUAAAUCGAACGAAACAGAACUUUCCUCAAAGUGAACAAUUUAAACUGCUCAAAGUAAUGAAAACUCUUAGACUGGCAAGAGACUCAAGUCACACUUAUUUUUUUGCUGAUGCAUAUUUUUGUACAACCUUUUGAGAGAUAUUUACAAAUUACACAAGUACAAACGUAAAAAAAAAGAGAUAAGCAAAAGAAAACUGCCAAUUUUUGAGAUACUUUUGAUAAUCUUUGAUUUGCAUUUAAUCAUUUCCACACAUGCAUUUUCUUAAACAACAACAAAAUUAUUUCUAUUGUAGAACAAUGUAUAAACAGCAAUUUCAAUGUCUUCGCAUUUGUAAUUCCGGAUUGCAAGCAAAACAAAAAGUAUAUAUUUUAAAUAUGUUUAACUAGUAGAAUUUUUAAAAGUAAGACCACAAAAAAAUCACACGCCUAGCUUUAAUUGUUAAAACAAAAGAAGAGAAAAAAACGCAACAAAAAAAAAAGAAAA
This is a messenger RNA of Drosophila gunungcola (fruit fly), 2569 nucleotides long. It is a transcript of the gene hid, whose product is annotated as cell death protein hid. Lineage: Eukaryota; Metazoa; Arthropoda; Insecta; Diptera; Drosophilidae. The record is from RefSeq and is a predicted model, not a curated record. Bases 505 to 1812 code for a protein of 435 amino acids. The transcript is spliced from 4 exons.